Messenger RNA from Solanum dulcamara, 825 nucleotides. RefSeq lists its product as uncharacterized. Lineage: Eukaryota; Viridiplantae; Streptophyta; Magnoliopsida; Solanales; Solanaceae. The coding region runs from base 59 to 598 and encodes 179 amino acids. The record is from RefSeq and is a predicted model, not a curated record. Gene Ontology annotation, cellular component: vesicle; extracellular region. Gene Ontology annotation, biological process: double fertilization forming a zygote and endosperm; regulation of double fertilization forming a zygote and endosperm; regulation of protein localization to cell surface. The transcript has a single exon.
UAUUCUUUUUUCUGAAACGUUCAACUCACAAAUAAUUUAUUUGAUCUUUUUCUGAAACAUGUCGAGAUCAAGUGAUAUAUUAUUAUGUGUCUUUCUCUUGUUGGGUAUUUGCAUAAGCAUCGUUAACGCUACCUCAAGGGAACCCAAAAGAGAAAACAACAAGGAGUUGUUUGGUACUUCUUCAAUUCUAUGGUGGUGGCGUCGUCAUAAUGCACCUUCAAUCGGAUGGUGGUGGCGGCGUCACCCAAUAAAAUCAUCACCACCAACUCACAUGGCUCCAUCUCCGUCUCCCGUUGAUAAUACAGCUUCACCAACUCAUGCGGCUGCAUCCCCAAUUGAUGAUGUGGUUUCGCCACCGCACACGGCUCCCUCUUGGGCCCCGACUCCUACGACUUCUUGCAUUAAGAUGGACGAUUGUGUAUCAGAUUUGAUCACUUCCGUUUUCAAGCGUAAAAUUUCAUUAUCCACACAAUGUUGUAAAGUCGUUUCAACAAUUUCAGAUAAUUGCUUUUACAAAGGGUUCACACACGCCAAGAGAGUACCAUUUUUCUUAAGCAAAGUCAGGAACUAUUGCAGUCAUCAUCAAGGAUUGAAUUAAGCAUGAUCAAAUCAUAGCACACUCAUAUUACUCUUCUGUUUUUUUUGAUCAUUUUAGCUUUACUUAGGGGUAGUUGGUAGUUAGUAGUAUGACUUUCUGUUAACUUUUGCUUGGAUUCAUUAAUUAGUUCAAUUGGAUCUUCAUCUCUACUUAACAGUUUAAUUACUAUUCUCUCCAUGUAUAUUUAUUUUUCCAUGUUUUACUUAUUCGCGAUAUGAUUAGUUCAA